Coffea arabica (coffee) is the source of this 2868-nucleotide messenger RNA. The record is from RefSeq and is a predicted model, not a curated record. Lineage: Eukaryota; Viridiplantae; Streptophyta; Magnoliopsida; Gentianales; Rubiaceae.
AUUAUUCAUAAAAAGUUAGACUCCCUUUGAUCAUACGAGACGGAUGAAGUAUUAUAUUCCAAUUCCCGAGGCCUUUAUCCUCUCUUCCUCUUGGAUUUGUACAACCAAGGAGCUGAUAGAUUAAUUUAACUUUUUUUUGUGGGGUAAGAAUAGACUAAUUUAACUAAAUCCAAAGAACAAAGCACCAUUAGUACAUAUUUUAUUCACUAAUGGCACAACUUUACAUAAUAAUCAAAGAUUCCCAUCAAUUUUAAACAAAACCCUGUUGCAUUCACCAUACCAUAUGCACUUUCACCGGUGGGAUUCCAUAUACUAACGACCUUAAGAACGCUGGUUAUUGCACAACCCCACAAACCACCAAGAAAUGGCCGCUCAAACUCACCUGUUUCAUCCACUCCACUCCUUAUCUCUGCCACUGAAAACCCGAUGUAAAUCACCUGACUUUAAACCCAAGCUAAAACCCUCCACAUUCAUCAUCUCCAGCAAGCUCCGGGCAGCGGUGGUAGGAGGAGGUCCAGCUGGAUCCUCUGCAGCUGAAGCACUUGCUGCUGGUGGCAUAGAGACCUUCCUCUUCGAACGCAGCCCCUCUACUGCCAAACCCUGUGGUGGAGCAAUCCCACUUUGUAUGCUAGAUGAGUUCUCCAUCCCUCCUCACCUCAUUGAUCGGAAAGUCACCCGCAUGAAGAUAAUAUCUCCGUCCAAUCUGGCCGUUGAUUUUGGUAAAACUCUGAAGCCCCAUGAGUUCAUCUCCAUGCUCCGCCGAGAAGUGCUUGAUGACUUCCUACGCCGCCGUGCUGAGUCUUGUGGCGCCGCACUUAUCAAAGGACUUGUCACAAAUGUGGAGGUUCCCCUAACAAGCAGCUCUUCAUAUGUUAUUCACUAUAAUAAGAAUAAUUCACAGAAAUCUCUUGCUGUUGAUGUUGUUAUUGGUGCUGAUGGAGCCAACAGUAAGGUGGCUAAGGCCAUAAAAGCAGGAGAUUACACUUGUGCUAUUGCUUUUCAAGAAAGGAUUAAGUUGCCUGAGGAGAAAAUGGAAUAUUAUGAAAAUUUGGCUGAAAUGUAUGUCGGAAAUGAUGUUUCACCUGAUUUUUAUGCGUGGGUUUUCCCCAAGUGCGAUCAUGUGGCAGUGGGAACGGGGACAGUAUGCUCAAAGAAGGAUAUCAAGAUGUUUCAACAUGGCAUAAGAGCAAGAGUUAGGCCAAAAACUCAUGGCGGUCAAGUAAUUAAAGUUGAGGCUCAUCCAAUCCCUGAGCAUCCACGUCCAGUUAGAGUCAGGGGACGAGUGGCUCUGGUGGGGGAUGCAGCAGGAUAUGUGACGAAAUGUUCUGGUGAGGGAAUUUACUUUGCUGCCAAGAGUGGGAGGAUGUGCGGGGAAGCAAUUGUCAAGGCAUCAGAAGGAGGUGAAAGAAUGAUUAGUGAAGAAGAUUUAAAGAGGGAGUAUUUGAAGAAGUGGGAUGAGAUGUAUUUAACUACAUUCAGGUUUUUGGAUUUGUUGCAAAGGGUGUUUUAUGGUAGCAAUGCUGCUAGGGAGGCAUUAGUGGAGUUGUGUGGGGAUGAGUACGUGCAGAGGAUGACAUUUGAGAGCUAUCUGUAUAAGAAGUUGGCCCGGGGGAACGGAUGGGAUGACAUUAAGAUGGUCAUGAAUACAAUUGGGAGUCUAAUUAGGUGUGAUAUUGUAGGCAGAGGGAUUGAAAUGUUUGACAAACGAGUUCUUGCACAGUUGUAGUGUAUCAGGGAACUAGUUAAAUGAAAGAGAAUCAAAUGAAACUUCAUCAGUACUUCCCAGAGAAGUACAGAUCCAGGAAGUUUUAGCUUUAAAUCACCUAAAAACCUUUUGGUAUGAACAAAUGGUUGUGCCAUUACUCUAUUUCAGUUCUUCAUAAAGCAGAUUCAAAUUGUUGUUUCCAAGAAAAUCUUUGCUGCGGUGGUCAAUUUAGCCUUUCAUCAUUGCCUUAAGUAUCAUCCUGUAAAGUAAUGAAUAAUUAAGAACUUGACUACAUUAUUAUAACUUCUGGGUGCAUAAAUACAGCUUUACAGUGGAAAGAAGUGAAACAUUUAAGCAAGCUAUAACUUUUCAGCAAAGCUUCAAGUUGAAUUAACAGUUUCCUACCAUACACACACUAUUUACCUUGAUCCUAACAUUAUAGCCCAGUCGAGCUAAGAGUUUCUUACCCACUUUGUACCUCGAUUCUAACAUUAGCCAGCUCCUGUUUUUGCCUCUACUGAUACCACAAUUUAUUUGUACAACUUAUUCGCUAUAUGCAUAGAGUUCAAGUGUUUCAAGAGAAAAUCAAAUCCCAUUUUCACACCAUUCUGUAUCCAUCCUUUCUUGACCCCUCCGCCCUCCGCCACAACCAAUUUCUUUCUUCAUGUAGUGCACAUUGUGUUUGAAUCUUUUGCGACAAGGUUUUGAAAAUAAAAAAAACCCAAGUGCCUAGUGAUGAAAAAGUAAUUAGAGCAGUAAAAGGGUUAAAGCUUGAUAUAUUUCCACAUAUAAUAGGACCCAAAUAACAACCUAAUAGUUGAAUAGGUGGCUAUGCAGCCACCAAUCAUCCCUCUUGGUUAAAGACAUACAAGCAUAGAGGAUAUAGGCUCUGAUUUAGUAGACGUAGUUUGCAGAACUUGGAGGAAUAUGUGCUUUGCUGCCUGUGUUAUGCAGCAUUUCUGGGACUUAAUUUAGUCAAGGGAGAAGAUUUUGAAAGCAAUGCAAGGCAGAGAUGGAGUUGAGGAUUGAAAAGAAUGAACAGGAGAAGAGCGUGCAUGAAAAACAUAGGCAGGGGGGAGGGGACUAGCCAAGGUAAGCCCCUUAAUUAUGACAGAGAAAAGACAAAUAUGCAAAGAGGAAAUUACAGAAUAUUAAGGAAAAGA